This is a messenger RNA of Cimex lectularius (bed bug), 903 nucleotides long. RefSeq names its product B-cell CLL/lymphoma 7 protein family member B-A (gene BCL7-like). The record is from RefSeq and is a predicted model, not a curated record. The transcript is spliced from 4 exons. Lineage: Eukaryota; Metazoa; Arthropoda; Insecta; Hemiptera; Cimicidae. The coding region runs from base 337 to 738 and encodes 133 amino acids.
AAUGUAAUUAUCGUUUGUAAGUAAUCGAUAGCGGCGUUUAUUGCUUUUCAUCGUUAGGAUUACCUCCCCGCUUUGUAGUUGAUACUUUCCAGUUUCCAAGCUGAAAGUUGUUGUCCGGUUGACGGUCCGUCUGGUUUCGUGUUGUCUUGAGCCGAAAGCCGAUACGCUUUGCUUCCGCCCAUUUCAGAAGCGGUGGAGGUUUGAGACUUUGAGUUGGAAGCGGUUUUGGAUUUGCGUUUGUCCCCAGAAGAGUUUCGCGUUGUUCGGAGGCGAAAAAGGCCAUCUCGGCUGAUCUACGGCGCGGCGUCCGCUUGUGAAACUUAAGCCCGCCUGAGGAUGAUGUCCAGAUCUGUGAGGGCCGAGACGAGGAGCAGGGCCAAAGAUGAUAUCAAAAGGGUCAUGCAAGUCGUCGACAAAGUCAGGAGAUGGGAGAAAAAAUGGGUCACCAUUGGAGAAACCACCAUGAAGAUUUACAAAUGGGUACCAAUUUUGUCUAAUGAACAAGGGCUAUUUCAAAAAAAGAAAGUCAAAGAUCAUGGCAACAAGGAAAAUUUUUCUGCUAAAAGGGCGAUUGAAACAUCUAAUUCGAACUUUGCCAUAACUGAAGAUUCUAAUACAUGCUUCUCAAUAGUCAGUGAUUCUCAGGGUCCUUCAGAUUUCUCAACGCAAUUAGGCUUCUCAGAAGAUUCUAAUUCGCAAAGCAGCGAGCCUGUUACAAAGCGCAUGAAAACAGACUAGUAAAGAAAUGUUCAGAUUGUACUUUCACAAAACAAAAAAACAAAUAAAACCAAAAAAUCAUGCAUGACCCUCUACGAUAAACUAUGUUGAUAAACUAAACCUGUAAAUCAAAUUGUAUUAUAAUUGUAUUUUAUAAAUAUAUUGUAUUAUUUGCCUUUAUGCUUA